Messenger RNA from Hirsutella rhossiliensis, 1434 nucleotides. RefSeq names its product methyl-CpG-binding domain-containing protein 4. The coding region runs from base 1 to 1434 and encodes 477 amino acids. Gene Ontology annotation, molecular function: catalytic activity; DNA binding. Gene Ontology annotation, biological process: DNA repair. The record is from RefSeq and is a predicted model, not a curated record. Lineage: Eukaryota; Fungi; Ascomycota; Sordariomycetes; Hypocreales; Ophiocordycipitaceae. Gene Ontology annotation, cellular component: nucleus. The transcript is spliced from 3 exons.
AUGACUGCAUCCUUUGGCGAGGACGUCCUGUGCGUCUUCGACGUCUGGGAAGAUUCCCGCGACUUCUUGUGCGACGUCAUCCAGUCUCGUACCGCUCCUCGACUCGAAACCCAGCGGCUUCUACACCAGAGCCUAUCAGCAGGGGCCGAGGAUUGGCAUGCUUUGAUCGACUGCGCGACAUCAAUCCAUCAAUCACGACCCUUCCAGCUACACGGCCUCGAUGGUCAAGAUGUUCUCACCUCUCUUUGGCUGAUCCUGUCUGGAUUGAGCAACGGCAAUGCGGUACCGGCAGAAGAGCCCUGGCAAGAGACGGACAGUUUGAUCGCCCUCGCACAGAAACUGGAACGCGACGCCAGUGCCCUGCUAUCGUCAGCUUCAGCCCACUAUGCUCACAAUGGCGACAUUAAGCCCCAAUCGGUUCAACCCAAGAAGAGACAGCAAUCCGCCGGUGCCACGUCGCACUACUGGGACCAUGCUCGUCGGAAGCUCGGCGCCGGAGGCUCCAUGCGGGGCUCCCCAGAGUCAUCGAGCAGCCAGCCGCAGUCUACUUCUCCUCAACAGGCCGAGGAACGCACUUCACGGAAUUUUCACAGCAGCAGUCAGGGCUUGGCUCUGUGGCCUUCCCGCUCGACGUCGUCUCCUUACUUCUCCGCACAGUCACCGUCACAAGGCAAGAGUUCGCCAAAGCGGCCACCGCCCGGAACGGUGCCGUGCGUUCCCUUUCCGCCCUUGCCAUGCUUACAUUUCGGCAUCAUCCAAGAAGAGGUGGCACACGAGCCUUUUUGGCUGCUCAUUGCCGUCACCUUCCUUAUCAAAACCAGCGGACAGCUGGCCAUACCGGCCUUUCGCCGGGUCAAAGAGAGGUUCCCCACGCCCUGGCAGCUCGCUGAUCCGGCCAAUGCGCAAGAACUAUCCGACAUGAUUCGCCACCUGGGGCUGGUUGUUGUCCGCGUCGCCUACAUACAGAAAUAUGCCACUGUUUAUCUGGGCAACCCGCCUCGGCCAGACGUCAGAUACAGAGUCAGGAACUACGACAAGCGGGAUGUCGCGCCUUCACUGGUAGCUGACGACGUGGAGGACCCGGAGGCCUGGGAAAUCGGACACAUGACCCGGGGCAAGUACACUUUGGAUAGCUGGCGAAUAUUUUGCCGCGACCAGCUCCUGGGACGAGCCCAAGACUGGAACGGCAAGGGUCGAGAGCCCGAGUUCCAACCCGAGUGGAUGAGAGUGAUGCCCCAGGACAAGGAGCUGCGAGCCUUCUUGCGAUGGAUGUGGAUGCGUGAGGGGUGGGAGUGGGAUCCGGCAACUGGCGAGCGGACGGUUCUACGAGAGGAAAUGCGACGGGCGGUGGACCAAGGCAGGGUCGAGUACGACGAUGCGGGGGGGCUCAGGAUUCUGGACGAGCCGCCAAAACCGCCAAGGAUGCCUGGAUGA